Messenger RNA from Lycium barbarum (goji berry), 1667 nucleotides. Its product is annotated as probable WRKY transcription factor 40. Gene Ontology annotation, biological process: regulation of DNA-templated transcription. The transcript has 4 exons. Lineage: Eukaryota; Viridiplantae; Streptophyta; Magnoliopsida; Solanales; Solanaceae. The record is from RefSeq and is a predicted model, not a curated record. The coding region runs from base 254 to 1312 and encodes 352 amino acids. Gene Ontology annotation, molecular function: DNA-binding transcription factor activity; sequence-specific DNA binding.
AGGAUACUUCCAACUCUCAAUUUGCAUCAAUUUAAUAAUAUCCCUCUCUCGGUUUUCUUCCUACCUUCCUACAACUUGGUCUGCUAUUCUUUUAAGACCUGUUAUUUAAACCUUUACCACCUUCAUUUGUAUAACAUCAUCAGAUUUGAGAAAAAAGAAGUGUUUGUUUCCAAACACCUGAAGAAAGAUCUAAAGCUUUGUGGGUUGUUGGAAUUUUAAUCAACUUGUUACCACCUCUGAAGAAUUUAAAGCUAUGGAUUUUACAAGUUUGGUUGAUACUUCAUUGGAUUUGAGUUUUAGGCCUCGUCCAGUUCUUGAUAAAGUUCCGAAACAAGAAGUUCAGAGUGAUUUCAGUGGAUUGAGCAGAGACAAUAUGGUGGUGAAAGAUGAGGGAGGGGAUUUGUUAGAGGAACUAAACAGAGUUAGCAGUGAAAACAAGAAGCUAACAGAGAUGCUAACUGUGGUUUGUGAAAAUUACAAUGCUUUAAGAAACCAAAUAAUGGAAUAUAUGAGCACCCAAAAUGGUGUAGCUGCAGAUGAUAGUGCAGGAUCAAGGAAAAGAAAAGCCGAAAGCACUUCCAAUCCCAACAACAAUAACAAGAUUAACAACUUGGAUGUUGUUCAAGGACGUUCAUCAGAAAGCAGUUCAAGUGAUGAAGAGUCUUGUUACAAGAAGCUUAAAGAAGAGCACAUAAAAGCCAAAGUUACAGUUGUUUCUAUGAAAACUGAUGGAUCUGAUACCUCUCUUAUUGUAAAGGAUGGUUAUCAAUGGAGGAAGUAUGGUCAGAAAGUAACCAGAGACAACCCUUGUCCAAGAGCUUACUUCAAGUGCUCAUUUGCACCUAGCUGCCCUGUCAAGAAGAAGGUUCAGAGAAGCAUAGAAGAUCAGUCUAUUGUGGUAGCAACAUAUGAAGGAGAACAUAACCAUCCAAAGCAAGAAGCAGGCGCAAGUACUAAUACUAAUUCUACUCCCAGUCGUUUAAAUGUGACAACUAUCGCGGGUACUACUGCUUCAGUCCCUUGCUCUACAACUCUCAAUCCCUCAGGACCUACCAUUACCCUCGAUCUUACUGAUCCGAAAACAGUAGAGAAACGCGACACGAAGAUGAACCACAGUACUAGUCCUACAGGUGGCAAUAGCAUGAAAACAACAACAACAGGAGGUGAAUAUCAAAAUAGGCCAGAAUUCCAACAGUUCUUGAUAGAGCACAUGGCUACUUCCUUAACUAAAGAUCCAAGUUUCAAAGCAGCACUUGCAGCAGCCAUUUCAGGAAAAAUGUUCCAACAUAAUAAUCAUACAGGCAGAUGGUAAACAAAAGUCCAGGAGAGGAGUCAACAAUUCUGUGUAUGGAUAGGCUUAGACAAUUGUUCAAUGUCUUCCAACUUUACUCAUUUGGAAAGUUCUUAGGGAAAAGGAAACAAGUUAUUGUUCAAUGUAAAUACAGGAAAAGCUUGUAACAUUUGGACCACUAAGUUGGACUUGGAGGUGCACGUGACAAUGGAAACUUCUGGACAGGACAAAUUUUCAACAGCAGCCAUAUUGGGUCCCCUGCUCAUGGACUCGCUAUGAGUUGGCUAGAUUGAGACUGCAUUGUCCUUGUAACAUUUAAGUUGUUGAAUUUGACAACUUUGGAGUAUUGAAAUGAGAUCAAGAAAUACUUAUCCAA